GAAUGGGAGAGAAUAUGUCAGUUCUUCUUUGUGUAUAAAUACAUUUAGUAUUAAAAAAUGAUUUGUGAACAAACAUGUGUAAAUAAUAUCCCCAGUGUCGCUCCUACAUAGUUUAAGCGCGACUAAGAACAAAACCAUGUUGUAUACAAAUAAAGACAGGUUGAGCUCCGUGAGAGCUCGUACGAUCGCUAAGUGCUACAAAAGAAUAAACGAUUAAUUACUAUUAUAAAUGUAAUAAAUGAUUAAGUAUAAAUGAAAAAAUGAUGUACGAAAAAGCAUGAUGCGGGCCAAGAAACGGUAUUUGCUUCUUAUAGUAUCGUGCGCCUUUUUAGCGUAUUGUUACUUUGGCGGCUAUCGAUUGAAAAGUAUAUCAAAAACACUUCCUUAUGAGACUCUGCCCUCAUUUGUGAGCGUGAGCGAACUAUGGGAACCUUUAGAACCAGGUCCGGGUCCUCAAGCAGGGUCGAGGCCUUGUCGAAUGGAGACCUGCUUUGAUUUUAGUCGUUGCAGAGGAGAAUUUAGAGUUUAUGUUUAUCCUCAACAAGAUAUCAAUGAAGCAAGCACCCCUAUCAGUUCGUCCUAUAUGAAAGUAUUAUCAGUGAUAAGGGAAUCUCGUUAUUACACACCAGAUCCUUCAAGAGCUUGCUUAUUUAUUUUAGCAUUAGAUACUUUAGAUCGUGAUAAAUUAUCCAGUGAUUUUGUUCGGGGUAUGCCCGGAAGAUUGGCACGUCUACCUUAUUGGAACAAUGGUCGAAAUCAUUUAAUAUUUAAUCUUUAUUCUGGAUCCUGGCCAGAUUAUGCAGAAAGAGAUCUUGGUUUUGAUCCUGGUUAUGCAUUACUGGCUCAGGCUAGCAUGUCUGUAGCUCAUUUUAGGCAUGGUUUUGAUGUAUCUUUACCAUUGUUUCAUAGAGGACACCCAGAACGUGGAGGUGCUCCUGGAAAUGCUCAAUCUAAUAAUUUUCCUGCAAAUAAAAAAUACUUAUUAGCAUUCAAAGGUAAACGUUAUGUUCACGGAAUAGGUAGUGAAACAAGAAAUUCUUUGUGGCAUUUGCACAAUGAAAAUGACAUGGUAUUAGUUACGACUUGCAGACAUGGAAAAAGCUGGAAAGACCUCAAGGAUGAGCGAUGUGAUGAGGACAAUGCUGAAUAUGACAGAUACGACUAUGAUGUUCUUUUGGCCAAUUCAACUUUUUGUCUGGUACCACGAGGAAGACGUCUGGGUUCAUAUAGAUUUUUAGAGGCAUUACAAGCUGGCUGUGUUCCUGUAUUAUUGUCAAAUGCAUGGGCUUUGCCGUUUCAACAGGUGAUUGACUGGUCCCAGGCUGUGUUGUGGGCGGAUGAACGGCUUUUACUGCAAGUUCCUGACUUGGUGCGCUCAGUAAGCGCCGAUCGAGUACUCGCUCUUCGUCAACAAACACAAGUACUGUGGGAACGAUAUUUUUCUUCUAUUGAAAAAAUUGUUUUCACUACUUUAGAAAUAAUCCGCGAGCGUUUACCAGGAGAGCCUGUUCGAUCGGGUCUGGUAUGGAAUACGAAUCCUGGCGCACUUUUGACUUUAACCAGAUUCUCAGAUUCGUGGGCACGAUAUCCAUUUUACCUGGACGCUUUAGGAGCUUCACCAAGCGCGGGAUUCACAGCAGUCAUUUAUUGUCAGCUUGGUGCUGUUACUGGUGGUGCACCAGCUUCCGUUCUUCAGCGGCUUAUUCGAAAUGUUGCUCGAAGCAAAAGUGUGCAGAGGAUUAUUAUAGUCUGGGCAAAUGAAAAAAGUCCACCUGCUAGAAAUCGAUGGCCUCCAACGCCGACAUCUGUACCACUAAAUAUUUUACAAGCUCCUGUUACCCUUAUUUAUUCAGAUGAUAUCAGCGGUGGUAGUGGAGGUAUAUCGAGGCGUUUCUUACCACAUCCUUUGAUAACGACUGACGCAAUUUUAUCAUUAGAUGAAGAUGCCCUUUUAACAACUGAUGAAGUAGAUUUUGCAUUUUCUGUUUGGAGAAAUUUUCCAGAUAGGAUAGUUGGAUAUCCUGCCCGUGCUCAUUAUUGGGAUGAUGCCAAGAGUACAUGGGGUUAUACAUCCAAAUGGACCAACGAGUAUUCAAUAGUAUUAACUGGGGCUGCUUUUUAUCAUAGAUAUUACAAUGAAUUAUAUACGCGUUGGUUAAGUCCUCUUCUUCACAAAACUGUAGAGCAAAGCGAUAAUUGUGAGGACAUACUGAUGAAUUUUUUGGUAGCUCAUGUCACCAGAAGACCACCUAUCAAAGUGACGCAGCGUAAACAGUACAAGGAGGCUCCAGCUGGAGGCGCAAGGUCCCCAUGGAACGAUCCCGAUCAUUUCAUUCAGCGUCAGAGCUGUUUGAACACGUUCGCUGCGGUGUUUGGUUACAUGCCAUUACUUCGUUCUAGUCUUCGUCUGGAUCCUGUGCUUUUUAAGGACCCUGUUUCAAAUCUACGCAAAAAAUACCGGCAGAUCGAAUUAGUCGGCAGUUAG
Molecule: messenger RNA, 2485 nt
Organism: Ctenocephalides felis (cat flea)
Lineage: Eukaryota; Metazoa; Arthropoda; Insecta; Siphonaptera; Pulicidae
Product: exostosin-1-like
Cellular component (GO): membrane
Molecular function (GO): glycosyltransferase activity
Source: RefSeq, a predicted model, not a curated record